AUGGCGUCACACGGUAUAGUGUACGAUCUAUUCGACGACCGCUAUCUGGAACUACAAGAUGUCGCCGGCAGCGUCGAAUUGCUGCCCACGCUGGUACCCUACGAUGAGUAUACCCACUGUCUUCACGUCUAUCGCAUGAACACAGGCCCCGAGCUAUUCAUGGCUCUGCUUCAGGAUUUCACCAAACGUAAAUCAGCUGAGACACGCAAGGAGCUAUGGACCUGGUGUGUGCAGUGGAAAGUUGAUGAAGCUGCCACUCAUCAACAACUCACGCCUCCGCAUUCACCCAAGAAGCCUCGUCUCGCCGCGCCCUCAAUCAAAGGCCAUGUACGUGCCAUCAACCCACAGCUGAUGAAAGAGGGAGAACUGUUGCGGAUAUUGCUCGGCAUUCUACAGCAACCGAGCUCGAUAGUCCCCAACUUUAUCGAAUUCCUAUACCGCUGGAUCGACUAUCACGAAGGGGAUGGGAUGGCGCUCAAGGCGGCAAUGCACAGGGAGAUCCCGAGCCUGUGGGCCUUUGAUUAUCAUCCGCUUGUAUUCCCGCAAGAUUUGAAGAAGAAGAUGGACGAAGCGAUUCACAGUUCACAUAUCAAUACAGUUGCUGAGAAGCUCGCGCAAGCUUCCCAGACCAAAACAGUGCGCGAAAAGCCUGAUUUGAAGGAACUACAACGUAAGGUGGAAGAAAGCGAACGCCUGCAGUACCGUGAAGUCCAGUUCGGCAUACAGCCGCCGAAGCUCAAGGAGCCCCUUCCACCUCUGAUCAACAUACCACGCGACCCAGUAAAACGAGUCAAAUUCCACGCUGCAUGCUUCGAAUCUCGCCAGCGUGCGUUCAAUCUGCUCUUAGAAGCCGGCAUGACCGCAACACAACUUAGAGACUACCAGAAAGAUCAAGAAGAGGACCCUAGAGACACGCCGCUAGCUUUUGGCAGAGAUGGUCUCCAAUUCUACAGAAAUGAUGCCGAACUCGCACAGAGAGUUACUGGUAAACAGGACAAGCACGUGGACAAGACUAUGGAGAUCGCCAUCAGCGAGAAGCUGGCGUUUGAGGCUCAGUUUGCGGGUCGCAGUGCUACACCAGAAAAUUUCCUUCAUUUCCCGCUCAUUCCUAACAGGCCUGGACCAGUGGCGGCCGCGGUCGUGGUUCCUACUAAUGACCUAGGUAACGAGAUGCUACGCAUGGUUCAGAAGACCAAGAAUCGUGGCGAGCAUUUCAUCAACAUCAUCCCUGCACCUCUAGUGGGUAAGCUGAAAGGCGAGCUCUUCAAGAGCGCAAUUGAUAAGGAUGCUCUUCUCAAACGAUGGCAAAAACUCGGCGAACGUUCAGGACCACGCUUCACCGAUACAUCGGACAAACGCAAAUCAGAUGCAGAAAGUACAGGAGAGAGCAACGCAGGCGAAGACAACGACUCAGACGAUGACGAUGGUGCCGCAGAUAAUGAACCAGACAUGUCACUCAGACUUGCAACCUCUGCUCAUAACCCAAGUCUUCAUGCUCAACAUCCGGCUUUCGCAGUCACAUUGACCCCACCCCAGGAAACCCAUGGUCAAGAGCCGCUCGGUUCAUUAUUGGCGCUACCUUCUGGUCCUUCAUAUACGAACUAUGGACCUUCUCCGAUGCCCGGUCAGUUGCCACCGCCUUCACCUCAAGUCCCAAAUGUACCUAGUGGUUUCAACGGAGUACCUUCACACACAUCUGGAAGUGGUACGUGGCCGCCAUCUGUACCUCAAGAGCCGAACUUCUCAGGUAAUCCAACCGGUACAUCGUCGUAUACAUCUGCUUCUGGGUUGCCGCCACCUGUGUAUCCACUGGCGUCUUAUCCGUUCACACAAAACCAACAGCAGAUUGGCCCACCGAGUUUUCAACAGGUCCCUCAGCUAUCAUCUUCACAUCCUGUCGCAUCAACUCCGUCUACCCCAGCUACAGUGCCUGCAUCUGCACGGCUUCUUGCAGCUAUGCAGCCGAACCAGAGCAGUCCUACAUCCGGCCAAGGUUUUCAGAAUGGCGGACCAUCUGCACUCCAAGGUUCAGGAAAUUCUGAUUUCAGCAACAUCCUCAACCAGUAUCUACGACCCCAAGAACAGCCUUCUCUUGUACCGAAUUCAUUCCUCGCGCCUCCCGGUCAGGGUAUCCAGCGCACUGCACCAAGUCCGCUCCGCUUGGCCCCAGCACCAUCUCCCUUCAACACUGCCGUGCCCUCCCUCACAGGCGCAUCUCCCUUUCAGCAUCCUGAGCUCGGCAUGCCCGUUCAAAUAUACUUCAGAGAAAUCCUAGUCCCUGGUAACCUCAUCGGUCCCGGAGGAGCAAAGAUGGGCAACGACGGUUGCGUAAAGACCGAUGCCUUUCUCGUUGGCUACGCCCAACCCGGCAGCGGCAAGAUCACCCUGAGCCAUGCCAUCUUCCUUUCAGUUGGCGUAUGGGAGAACUGUAUGGACAGGGUGAGGAAGGACAAGUGUAGUGUGUUAGAGUCAUACCACGGUCCUCAAGACAAGAUUCACGGUACGACACCGGUGCCGUAUCGGGCUGCGUACGAAAAGCUUCGUCAAGCGUACAGUAUGAUGCUGUCUUCGUCACCUGAAGCACGCGAGGAAAAUGUUACGAAACGCUGGCGUGUGACCCCAGGCCGAAUGUCGGGGUCGGAGCGCGGGUCUAUCUGGGAAGGCUGGGCGGUUGGCUUGGACAAGGAGAUUAGCAUGAGUAAGCAGGAGAGGGAAGGUGCGUUUGUAAGGAAGGAGUUCAUUGAUCAUGGUGUGGAGAUCAGGUAUGAUAGUGAGAAGGCGAGGCGGAGGAGGGAGCAUGAUGAGUUGCUUGCGGAAGAAGAGGCUGCGGGAGUGGAUUAUGGCAGUGAUAUGGACACGGACGAGGAUUGA
Molecule: messenger RNA, 2871 nt
Organism: Pyrenophora tritici-repentis Pt-1C-BFP
Lineage: Eukaryota; Fungi; Ascomycota; Dothideomycetes; Pleosporales; Pleosporaceae
Product: DUF1421 multi-domain protein
Source: RefSeq, a predicted model, not a curated record